CUUGUAGUCUGUACUCUGUAAACAAAAGAAGCCAACAAGCAGACAGAUACACCAAACCAGCUCGUUAAACACGGUUAAAAAUCGGUGUCACCCGUCGUUUCGGCAGCCUCUGCACAGUGUGGCACCUAUAGUUUCUUCCGCUCGACGUUUUGGUGAAUGUUAUCGCUUCUCCUGUCGACUCUCCGUCAAUUUUUUUCCCUAUGGAGUGACAACAAACUGCUCAGGCUAACUGCUAACGCUUAGCUAGCCGACGUUUAGCUUCGCCUAUGCCACAUCGCUCACACAUUAGAUAGCAUUAAAACGAGCCGACUUACCUGAGUGUGCGACAUCCUCAGAGCCGGAGUGGACUCUCUCAUGGUGGUCUCAGUUCAAUGGGGAACUGCCUGUCUUCGCAAGGUGCCGACGACCUGUCUCUGCUGAAUGAGUCCGAGGGAGCCAGCCUUCCAGGAGAGCCGCCGCCGCCGUACCAGGAGCGUGCCCAAACAGUGCCAGUGUACCACCCCACCCCUGGUGAGAGCCGCCUGGCCAGCCAGCUGACCGAGGAGGAGCAGAUCCGCAUCGCCCAGCGCAUCGGCCUCAUCCAGCACCUGCCCAAAGGCAUCUUCGACCCAGGCUCUGAUCCCUCCGACAAGAAAGUUAAAGAAUGUGUGAUCUGCAUGAUGGAUUUUGAGUAUGGGGAUCCUGUUCGGUUCUUACCCUGCCUUCACAUCUACCACGUGGACUGCAUUGACCCCUGGCUGAUGCGUUCCUUCACCUGCCCCUCUUGCAUGGAGCCUGUAGACGCAGCCCUGCUGUCCACCUAUGAAACCAACUGAGCAGUAGCCCAUGUCGGCUGCUCCGGCCUAGAAAAAAAAAAUGCAUCUUUUUAGCCCAAGCUGUCCUAGCUCAAGACAGGUAGCCGUGAAGAGGUGCCACUACACAGAUGCUCAGAGGGUGUUUUAGGGUACAGACAGCUGCAGAAAACAGUGGGCUGUAGUACAUUUCUUAGGUGUGAUAUGGUUGUAUUUGGGCUUUGGAAGAUCUCUGCUUUCUACACUAGGAGAACGUGCCAAAUCAAUACUAUAUGAAGGAAACAUAGAAAGCUAUACAGUUAUUAUAGUAGAAAAUACUACAUAUUGAUCUCACUUUUGGAUGACUGCCUGUCAGUUGUAACUUGUGAUUUUCAUGGUAGUUAAAUGCAUGUGACCAAUGUCAUUUACUUCCCCCACUAUCAGCCCCCGUCCAGACCUAAUGUGCAAUAUGUAAUAUUAAUAGAAAAGUGCAAGGAAACUGUGUUGAUUCAGUGGUAACCUCUUCUCUGACCAGACCACAGAAGUCAGAAAGCAGAUAUUGUCCUCUUUCAAAGGCAUCCAUUGCCUUGAAUGUUUCUAAAUCAUAGGGCUCUUUACUGGAAUGCAGUUAAUAAAUCUGUAGAAAAAUAUGCCAUGAGGUCUCAUUGCCAUGUUUACACCACCUUGUGGAGAAAUGGCAUCAUUAGAGCUUUAGAAGAGAAUUUAGAUUCAUUUGUUGUUUUAUGGGUAGGCUUUUUGUUUAGUUGGCUCUACUGCAGUUACCCUUCUAAGCUGCUUUUAUAAAGGUGGGUCUAUUUUUUGACUUUCCAUUAUGUCGAUCCUCUCCUUUGCCAUGGGUUCGUGCUCUCUACUUCAAGUUGAUGUCAAUCAUGAGAGUGUCGUGUUUGAUUUGUUCAUGUUUUUUGACAGCGACAUAUACAAUGACAAAUAUGCUGUGCAAUCCCCCUCAAAGCACCUUGGGAUACCCCUCUUUUGGCACUCUGUAGCUUAUAGACAUUGUAGAUGAUUGUGUGUGUGGGAGUGUGUGUGUGUGUGUGUGUGUGUGUGUGUUUUAGGGGGAGGGUGGGUAGGUAGAGAUUGACAAGUAAGCUUACAUUUUGAAUUAAUUCUGUCAGUUGUUGUAGGCGUAGUUGUAGUUGCCUCUGUUUUCUGUUGUAAAGUUGUUGGAUCUCGUGUUGAUGGCCUCUCUAUGGCAAGUGAUACGUUUCCAGAGCUCUGGGGUCUGGAAUAGCAAAAUGCUUUCAGCUUUUGAAAUGAGAUUCGUUCUAUCUGAUACUGACUGAGUAAUGUAUAGCACAAACAAGUAAAAUUGUGAAAGAUAAGCUGCAGCACUAGAAUGGAAUGAAUUCUGAAUGUAAAGUAACAGCAUUAUUUCAGCUUUUUCCAAACUUGGGCCGUGUAAGUGACAGUUAAGAGGACAGUUCUGAUCUACUCAGGCUGCUGUGCCUUUUAAGGUUGAAGUAAGCCAACUCCUGUGAAGUACAAUCAUUUCUGAUACAUUUAACUUUUAUUUUAUUUUAUUUUUUUUGUUGUUUUAGUUGUCCUCCAGGGGGAGACGGAUAAUUAGAUACCAGCACUGUGCUGAUUUGUUUGUCACAUAAUAAGAAACAGGCCGAGAACGAAGCCAGAAGUUUCCUCUGGUUGCUGUUACAAUCAUUUUGUCUUUUAUUUUGUAAUGUGUGCAAGCAGGGCACAGCUUUUAGGAGAAUCCUCAAACCACAAUAAAGGUGGAUACCAAAUUCUA
Messenger RNA from Myripristis murdjan (pinecone soldierfish), 2535 nucleotides. It is a transcript of the gene rnf11a, whose product is annotated as ring finger protein 11a. The transcript has 3 exons. Gene Ontology annotation, biological process: ubiquitin-dependent protein catabolic process. The record is from RefSeq and is a predicted model, not a curated record. NCBI's taxonomy places the organism in Eukaryota, Metazoa, Chordata, Actinopteri, Holocentriformes, Holocentridae. Bases 372 to 815 code for a protein of 147 amino acids. Gene Ontology annotation, cellular component: ubiquitin ligase complex. Gene Ontology annotation, molecular function: ubiquitin protein ligase activity.